Messenger RNA from Penicillium lagena, 1713 nucleotides. RefSeq names its product putative DNA-directed RNA polymerase III RPC4. NCBI's taxonomy places the organism in Eukaryota, Fungi, Ascomycota, Eurotiomycetes, Eurotiales, Aspergillaceae. The transcript is spliced from 2 exons. Gene Ontology annotation, molecular function: DNA binding. The record is from RefSeq and is a predicted model, not a curated record. The coding region runs from base 1 to 1713 and encodes 570 amino acids. Gene Ontology annotation, biological process: transcription by RNA polymerase III. Gene Ontology annotation, cellular component: RNA polymerase III complex.
AUGCCUCCCAAAUCCGCAAUUCGGCGCACAAGACGCACCGCCGAGGAACCCACCUCGACCUCUGUCCCCACCAGCGCAGAGUCUACAGCCCCCCCAAAUGCAUCCGAGACUCCAGUACCCCCAAGUGCAUCCGAGACUCCAGCACAGGCUGGCCCAUCUGCCACUACAUCUUCCCGACCACCAGUGCAGCGACUGCAGUCACUCAAAAAACGCACACCAGCCGGAAGUAUUUCACCCAGUGGCCGGCCGCCCUCUGCGCUCGGCGGCGAGCAAGCGAAGCCGACUCUAAAAUACAAGCCACGGGCCGUCGGGCGUCGCAGCAAGGAAGAGCGUGAGGCAAUCGAGAAACUCGAGCAGGAACGAUACAAUGAGCGUCUCAAGGAAGCGGCUGCUAUCCAGCGAGGCCGGCGCGGAGCCGCGUCUACGAACAUCCGCGGCGGAUUCCGUGGGCGCGGUGGCCCGAUGGGAAUGAGCAUGGGCGCUGGUGCUAUGAUGUCCGGUCGAAGAGGCAGAGGCGGCGGUGCCGGAGGAGGAGGAUCUGGUUAUGACUCCCGACAUUCCUCGACUUUUGGACCGCGGAGCCGCACGCGUAUUGACCAGAUCAAUCUGGAGAGCAGCGAUGAGGAGUACACCCAAUCGCACACCAUCAAGGGUAAGAUGCCUAUUCGGGAGCGGCGCGAGAGAGGUCUACGGCCGGUGCGUGUGGAGCGACAUCCGCACGAGGAACGGGUCGUCAGUGUCAAUAUGGAGUCAAGCUUGGGCGAGGCCGCCCAGCUGCGGGAAAAGGCUCGCGCGAAGGCUACGGAGAACAAUGCGCUGUUUGUGGACGAUGACGGCCCGGAUACAACUGCCGCAGCAGAAGAGCCACGCGUGAAGCAGGAGGACGACGAUGCGGUCAUGACAGACGACAUCCCCCUCGCUGAUGAUGACGAACUUUUACCCGCGCAGAAAGUCCGCGUGCGCCGGAAGCUGGCUGCCCAGAAAGCCAUAGAAGAGAGUCUACCCGAACCAGAGUCGGAACUGGAAGCUGCCCGCGAUCCCCGGCGGCUUUUACGGACUAGGGAGGAGAUUGAAGAGUACGAGCGACACCAGCAUGACCUUGAGGUCGUGCAGCAUCUGUUUUCGAAGCCGGUCGAGAAGCCCGAGACUACGGAGGCUCAACCCGCUGAAGGAGAAGAAGCCGAAACAGGGGCGGAAGAACGAGGAGAAGAAGAUGAAGCAGAGACGUCGGCCAAGAGUUAUCUGGCCGGCAGGCUUUUCCUCAUGCAAUUCCCACCGAUGACGCCCAACCUGACCAUCCCCGGCACCGCGGAGGAGAACCAGCGGGAGCCCGCGGCGCCAGCCGCUGCGUCGGGACAGACCGAGCCGCCCGACGUCAAAGCUGAGGGUGACGAGGUGGAAAUCGUCGAGGGCGGCCAAGCGGCAACCACACGCUCACCGGGCAAGAUUGUCACCGCCGCGGCAGACACACCCCUGCCGGCGGGACGAGUGGGCAAGUUCAACGUGCAUCGCUCGGGCCGCAUCACGCUGGACUGGGGCGGGAUCCUCUUCGAGCUGGACCGUGCCGCGGAAGUGGAUUUUGUUCAGGAGGCACUGGUGGUCUCGUCUGUGGGUGAUGAUGACGAUGGUGAGACUCCGGAGCGUCGCGUCUGGGCCAUGGGCCAGCUGGGGGGGAAGUUCACAGUGACUCCGGAGUGGGAUGCACUUCUGUAA